CGUCGGUCUCUGCGUGCAGCCGAACGCGCAGAGUUCAACGGAUCGCUCACUCUUCGCGGCGACUCGUCAGAGGCAGAGAGGGACGUUUGCGGACACUUGACAGCUUCCAGAGACUGCUAUGACAUCUCGCAGGUGGUUCCACCCCAACAUCCCCGGAAUCGAGGCAGAGCAGCUCCUGUUGACACGGGGCGUCCACGGCAGUUUCCUGGCCCGGCCGAGCAAGAGCAAUCCGGGGGAUUUCACCCUCUCUGUCCGGCGCGACGAUGAGGUGACCCACAUAAAGAUCCAGAACUCGGGCGACUACUACGACCUGUACGGAGGCGAGAAGUUUGCCACGCUGGCCGAGCUGGUGCAGUAUUACACGGAGCAGCAGGACCUCCUGCGCGAGAGGAACGGCCAUGUCAUCGAGCUCAAGUACCCGCUUAACUGCCAGGACCCGACGUCUGAGAGGUGGUACCACGGGCACCUGUCUGGGCGAGAUGCGGAAAAACUACUCACGGACAAAGGCAAGGCCGGAAGCUUCCUGGUCCGGGAGAGCCAGAGUAAACCGGGCGACUUUGUUCUGUCAGUUCUCACCAAUGAGGAGAAACACGAGAACGUGGACCGCAAGACCAAGGUCACCCACGUCAUGAUACGCUACCAGCAGGACGGUAAAUACGACGUGGGCGGCGGCGAGCGGUUCGACACGCUGGCCGACCUGGUGGAUCACUACAAGAAGAACCCCAUGGUGGAGAAAAGUGGCAUCGUAGUGCACCUCAAGCAGCCCUUCAACGCCACCAGGAUAAACGCAGCCAACAUUGAGAACCGGGUACGAGAGCUCAACAAAGUAGCAGACAACUCUGAAAAACCCAAACAAGGAUUCUGGGAGGAAUUUGAGGUACUUCAGCAGCAGGAGUGCAAGCUGCUGUAUCCCCGGAAAGAAGGCCAGAAGCCAGAAAACAAGAGUAAAAACAGAUACAAGAACAUCCUCCCCUUUGACACAACUCGGGUGGAACUCCAGGAGGUAGAUCCAGAUGUUCCUGGUUCGGACUACAUCAAUGCCAACUGCAUCAUAAGUAUGCAUGAAGAGGGACGCCACGUGGAUGAGGGCAAAAUCUUUAUCGCCACCCAAGGGUGCCUACAGAAUACGGUGGUUGACUUCUGGAAGAUGGUGUAUCAGGAAAAUACACACGUCAUCGUCAUGACUACAAAGGAGAUGGAGCGAGGGCGGAACAAAUGUGUCCGUUACUGGCCCGAUUUGCACGGCAGUAAGGAAUUCGGGAAGGUGCUGGUGAGGAACGUGGACGAGCGGCCUGCACAAGACUACAUCCUGAGGAAGCUGGAGGUUACCCGUCUGGACCGGAAGGAGCCUCUGAGGUACAUCUGGCACUACCAGUACCUGAGCUGGCCGGACCACGGGGUGCCCAAUGAGCCCGGCGGCGUCCUCUGGUUCCUGGAGGAGGUCAACCGCACCCAGAGCUCCGUUCCAGACACCGGACCCAUCGUCGUCCACUGCAGUGCAGGCAUCGGCAGGACAGGCACCAUCAUCGUCAUUGACAUCCUAAUUGACGUUAUUAACCGGCAAGGUCUGGAUUGUGACAUCGACGUCCCUAAAACCAUCCAGCGGGUGAGGCAGCAGAGGUCGGGCAUGGUGCAGACCGAGGCCCAGUACAAGUUCAUCUACAUGGCGGUGCAGCAGUACAUAGACACGGCUCAGAAGAGACUGGAGGAGGAGCAGAGGAAUAAGAUAAAGGAGAGAGAAUACUCCAACAUCAAAUAUCCCCAGAUGACCAACUCGAGGUCCAAGCCCAACAUGGCGUCGUCACGCUCUUCUUCCGUGAUGACAAAUGAGGAUUCAUCGAGUGUGUACGAGAACAUAAACUUUAAAAGCCCUCAGACGUCUUUUAGCAGCAACACCAGGAGAUAAAUCAAUGUUGACCUUCACAUCCGUCUGUCUGCCUCGCUCGGACAGGGAGCGCACGAUUGCCCCUCCGCUCCCCCUCCGUCGGCGGUUGUUUUGUCGUGUGAUCACCACACCUCAGAGACCCGUCCACAAAACACUGUCCGACAUGAAAACGGUCCGUGAGGCUAAAACGUUUGGGGACCCCCUGGCGUAGAUUGCCCUCCGGUACCCCGAGCGGUGCACGUACCCUCCCAUUUGGUAACCACUGCUCAAGAUAACCUGGGCGAUGUGGUGCAUGCUGGGUAAAUGCCGCCUCAUGAUUGACACCAGCUGUAAACUCCACUUGAUGAGCACGUCUGUUUGCUUCAGUUCCAGCGGAGACGUCGCCUCACCGGCGCCUGAAAAUCCCACGAGGGAGCGUGUUGCUCUGACCGCGCCCCACAUCAGUGGACCCUGCCUGGGCUGAAGGUGGUGAGCUGACCCCUCCCUCCUGCUGCCGUCCUGCUGGACAGAGCUUCCCCCUCGGGAGAGAGGAGGACUCUACAGCAUAGUGCUCUCGCUCAGGACCCUUUGUCCCCCACACUCCUCGCUCCCCUUUCCUCUCCAGCCUCUCUUCACCAACGCAAGUGCCUUGUCACAACACGUGUCUGUCAUCCGGCCCCCACGUAACCUCCAAAUCCCCGGAACCCGGUUUAACGUGAGAAACCAGAGGGGUUUGGAACAUGGAGUCCGUCCCGGCCUGAACCGGACAAAAGCGCGCGGCACCCGGGAACUGUUCAACGCCGACCUUCUUGUCUGCACGAGGUCUCUCUGUUUGCUCCCCCCGUUCCUCUGGCUUUGCUGGCUUUCAUUUGAACUCCGACCCCAAAGACGUUGUUUUUUGCGGCAUUCUAGCUGUCCAGCUGUGGCGGUUAUUAAUGUCGCUGCUGAUUGAUGGCAGGGCCGUUAUGUAAUCUGCUUACAGGACCCCGAGGCUCAGGAAAGGCAAGCGAGCCCUCUUCAAACCAAUCCACGUGAUUAUUUCAGGUAGUUUCUUACAAUAUACUUUUUGAAGAUGCGACUGGUUUUGUUGCAGAACAGAACUUGAGGUUUGAGGUUUGGUUACGUCCACAUCAGUCCUUCUGUCAUCGGAACGAGAUCUCCAGCCGGUCCCCCUUUAAGUGCAAACUCAUCCAUGAAAAUGUUAAUUGGCUUGUUUUUUCAUCAUCAUUUCUUGUGGUUUUAUUUGAUAUUGCCUGUGUUGCGUAUUAAUGUAUUUUCAAGUUGCCGUUUGACGGGGAGCAGGUGGAGAGGACUGCUGGGCGGGCGUGUGGAGUUUAGGACGGCUUACCCAGUUAAUCAGCAGGUCUGAUGCAGUCCAACAUCUGUCAGAGGGGAUCGUCACGAGGAGACAAGGGGAAGGGGGCGAUUACAGCGGGCCAGAUGGCCAUCGCCCGAGAUUGAAGAAUAGAUUUGACUCCAAAAAGUAAUUUAGAAGAUGGCCAUAAUCCGGCCUUGAUGAUCGUCACCGCAGCGAUAACGAGGGCGGCGGUGCCGCGGAGCACUGAGCCCUCGCCGCUGUCUGGCAGAUUGUUUGCUAUUUUUAGCCUCCGGGAUCGGCACUAAAAUAUCCGCGGAUGUGUCUGCGAAACCAGAACGAGCUCUUUUAAAAAUCAUGACGUCAUCUCCCACAUAACCUUUUUUUAAAAUGCACGAUGUCUCUUAAGAAAGGAAGAGUUUGUGAUCGUGGAAAGCAUCAAAAGAAACCAUGAAUAGGAAGUUUCAGCUGUUCCCACCAUUCCUCUUCCUGCACAAAGUGAAGUGUUUCACUCCCCAGGUCGAGGACACGCCUCGAUUCCUCCGGCAGUUUGUGCUGCUGAUUUUAAAACGCAGCUCGCUGUAAUUCAAAUGUAUUGAAAUAAUCGUACUACUCAGUCAUUGCACUCUAAUGAACAGUAAUUGGAUACUGUUUAAUACUUGUGGGGUAUAUUAAUAUAAUGCAAUAUUGUAACCUGCAGCAGCCAUAUCAUCCCGCGUGAAGAGCGAGCUCCGUCUUUUAAAGGCUUACAAAAGCACAGUGAUUUCAUCAAGUUUCUGUAGGAUAAGAUUCACUUGUCCGUCAGCAGAGAGUGUUUCCCCGGUAUAGAUUGUUGCCAAUAUGUGUUUUAAUGGUUGAUUCCUUUGGUGAAUAAAAGCUGUUUUAUGAUGUGAUGGUUGCCCCGUGUCAGUGAAGGCCUGUGUCUGUCUCCAAAUAAAUGCUGCACCCCUUUGAGUACUUUUGGUUGAACAUAAACAAUAGAGAUGUGUGGAUCCGUCGGGUUCCUCCAUCUGGUCCUUUUCUUUUCUCAGCUGUGAUCUUUGUCCACAAAAUGACGGAGACUUUUGUAGUUUUUGUGUUUCUGAACCAUCUUGAGUUGUAGACUAUUGUUGAUUUUCAUUGUAUUUCAUGGGGCUAUUUUCUUUUAUAAUAUGUUGAUGAAACGUCGUGAAUACUUGAAAGUGUAAAACUGCUGAAUAUUCGGCCUCAGGCUGCGUGUGGACGUCCAUCGGUUGCUGUAUGUUGGUAGUGCACUAGACUCUUGGUUUCAUUUCAAAUCGUUGUUUUUUUAAAUUGAAUGUUUUGUCUACUCUUGCAUUUUGUAUUGUCUGAACUAGUAUUAUUAUUAUUAUUAUUGGUGUAAUUUCACCGUUGAUAAGUACAUUUUAGCUCCGAGUUAAAACGGCGUACGUUUCUUUCUGCUUGUCCUCUUCCAUUUACUUGAACAUAAUGUCCACGUCUCUGUUCCCUUUCCCUGUUGGCAGUGAGUAGUGAUGUACUCAGCGCUCAAAUGUUGUCCAGGAGACUCCUCCCCUUUUUCCUCUCCUCGCACUGGCUCCGCCCAGACGCCUUUUUUUUGGUGGUAAAGGCUACAACUGCUGAUGCAAUGAGCGGCCAGAAAUGGAAUUAAGGUGGUUUAUUAUCAAAUAGUUUAAUAAAAUCUAUGAUGGCACAAUGUUAAGUCA
This is a messenger RNA of Gasterosteus aculeatus aculeatus (three-spined stickleback), 4864 nucleotides long. The record is from RefSeq and is a predicted model, not a curated record. Lineage: Eukaryota; Metazoa; Chordata; Actinopteri; Perciformes; Gasterosteidae.